AUGAGCACGAGCUCCACAGUGGAAAACACUGUGACCUGGAUCAACCAGUCCGCCAGCCGGGGUGAUGCCCAGGUGGAGACGGGCGUCAUGACGGUGGAGAACAUGCUGGAGGAGUCCGCCGUGAAUCGAUACGAGCGCGGGCGCCAGGGAUGCUGCGAGAAGGUGGUGGUCAACAUUUCGGGUUUACGCUUCGAGACCCAACUUAAAACUUUCAACCAGUUCCCGGACACGUUGCUGGGGGACCCCAGGAAGAGGAUGCGCUACUUCGACCCGCUGAGGAACGAGUACUUCUUCGACAGGAACAGACCCAGCUUCGAUGCCAUCCUGUACUUCUACCAGUCAGGGGGGCGCAUACGGAGACCUGUCAACGUGCCCAUUGAUAUCUUCUCCGAGGAGAUCAGGUUCUAUCAGCUGGGGGAGGAGACCAUGGAGAAAUUCAGGGAGGAUGAAGGGUUUAUAAAAGAAGAGGAGCGCAUUUUGCCCAAAAAUGAAUUCCAAAAGCAGGUUUGGCUCUUGUUUGAGUAUCCUGAGAGCUCGGGGCCAGCCAGAGGGAUCGCCAUCGUCUCAGUGCUUGUUAUUCUGAUUUCUAUCGUCAUCUUCUGCAUGGAGACUCUCCCGGAAUUUCGGGAUGAGAAGGACCGAGCCAGAGUGGCACCCGAGGUCAAUGGCACAGCUCCCUACGUGCCCAGCCCGUUCACAGACCCCUUCUUUGUGAUAGAGACCCUGUGCAUCAUCUGGUUCUCCUUCGAGUUGCUGGUGAGAUUCUUCUCCUGCCCCAGCAAAGCGACCUUCUCCAAAAACAUCAUGAAUAUCAUUGACAUCGUGGCAAUAAUCCCCUACUUCAUCACCCUGGGGACGGAGCUGGCCGAGCAGCAGACCAACAGCGGCCAGCAGGCGAUGUCCCUCGCCAUCCUGAGGGUCAUCCGGCUGGUGCGGGUCUUUCGCAUCUUCAAGCUGUCCCGACACUCCAAGGGACUUCAGAUUCUGGGUCAGACUCUCAAAGCCAGCAUGAGGGAGCUGGGCUUGUUGAUCUUUUUCCUUUUCAUCGGAGUUAUCCUCUUCUCCAGCGCGGUUUACUUCGCAGAGGCGGACGACCCCUCGUCCAGCUUCACCAGCAUCCCGGACGCCUUCUGGUGGGCAGUGGUCACCAUGACCACGGUGGGAUACGGGGACAUGCAUCCGGUGACCAUCGGUGGGAAGAUAGUGGGGUCUCUGUGUGCAAUAGCGGGCGUGCUGACCAUUGCCUUACCCGUGCCCGUGAUUGUGUCCAACUUCAACUACUUCUACCACCGGGAGACGGACGGAGAGGAGAUGCCUCAGUACGCGAACCCUGGCAGCUGCGAGCACCUCCUCCCCGUGGAGGAGCUGAGGAGGUCAGACAGCUCCUCGUCCCUCAGCAAGUCCGAGUACGUGGUGAUAGAGGAGGGCAUCAAGCAGCCCAGCUUCAGCACCGAGAACAAGCAGAACUGCGUGAACAUCAAACAGAUCUUCACGGACGUGUAA
Messenger RNA from Limanda limanda (common dab), 1503 nucleotides. RefSeq names its product potassium voltage-gated channel, shaker-related subfamily, member 3a (gene kcna3a). The transcript has 2 exons. The record is from RefSeq and is a predicted model, not a curated record. Bases 1 to 1503 code for a protein of 500 amino acids. NCBI's taxonomy places the organism in Eukaryota, Metazoa, Chordata, Actinopteri, Pleuronectiformes, Pleuronectidae. Gene Ontology annotation, biological process: potassium ion transmembrane transport; protein homooligomerization. Gene Ontology annotation, cellular component: membrane; voltage-gated potassium channel complex. Gene Ontology annotation, molecular function: delayed rectifier potassium channel activity; protein binding.